AGUAAAAUGUAGCAGACUAAUAAUUUCAUGUUGCCCAUAAGUAACACACCCGGAUGGAGCCCACAGAGCCCGUUUAUGUGCCGUGUUUGGGUGACCCACAACUUCUGAACUAACGGGGGCGUCGAUCGUGCGCUGAAAUUCGCAGCGCGACGUUUCCCCACGGCGCGCGAAGGCGGACUUCCCCGACGUCACUUUGAAUGAAAAAGAAGCGCUCCCAGCUGAAGUCCACGCAGAGCAGAGGGGAGGCUCCUCCAGCAGAGACAGCACCUCCCGUCAGAGCUGGGACAGAGGAGAGGACCACUAGCAAAUAAAAAAAAAAAACACCCGGGACGACAGCAAGUUGUGGCGGCGCGGUUUCUCUUUUUCCCCUUCAGUCCGUUAUGGCUGAUCAUCUUUUGCACUACAGCGACUCGGCCGGGGUGGGGAACCGAUUCGCCCGCAAAGGCGCUUUGCGGCAGAAAAAUGUGCACGAAGUGAAGAACCACAAAUUUACUGCGAGGUUUUUCAAGCAGCCGACGUUCUGCAGCCAUUGUAAGGACUUCAUAUGGGGAUUUGGGAAACAAGGAUUUCAAUGUCAAGUGUGCUGUUUUGUGGUCCACAAGCGGUGCCAUGAGUUUGUCACCUUCUCCUGUCCCGGAGCCGACAAGGGUCCUGACACAGACGACCCCAGAAGCAAGCACAAGUUCAAGAUCCACACAUACGGCAGCCCCACCUUCUGUGACCACUGCGGUUCGCUGCUGUACGGGCUCAUCCACCAGGGGAUGAAAUGUGACACCUGCGACAUGAACGUGCACAACCAGUGUGUGGUCAACGUGCCGAGCCUGUGCGGGACGGACCACACGGAGCGUCGGGGUCGCAUCUUCCUCAAGAUUGAGGUCAGCUUGGACCGGCUACACGUCACAGUGGGCGAAGCCAGGAACCUGAUUCCUAUGGAUCCCAAUGGUCUAUCAGACCCUUAUGUUAAACUGAAGCUCAUCCCCGACCCAAAGAAUGAGACCAAACAGAAGACCAGAACCAUCCGUUCGUCUCUCAACCCCUGCUGGAACGAGUCCUUCAGCUUUAAGCUAAAAGCAUCUGAUAAGGACCGCCGUCUGUCCAUUGAGGUGUGGGACUGGGACCGGACCACCCGCAACGACUUCAUGGGCUCCAUGUCCUUCGGGGUGUCCGAGCUCAUCAAAGCUCCCAACUGUGGAUGGUACAAGUUGCUGAACCAGGAGGAAGGAGAGUACUACAACGUUCCCAUCCCUGAGAUGGACGACGUCAACCUGGAGCUCAGACAGAAGUUUGAGGCCUGUCAGUUAAAUAUCCACUAUCUAAAGAAAGCCAAGCUGGGCCACGGUAAGAAAGUGAUCACGCCAUCGGACCACCGGCGGUUCAGCCUGCCCUCAGGUAACAUGGACCGGAUCCGACUGAACGACUUCAACUUCCUGUCCCUGCUGGGGAAGGGAAGCUUCGGCAAGGUGAUGCUCGCGGAGAUGAAGUCGACAGAGGAGCUGUACGCCAUCAAGAUCCUGAAGAAGGACGUGGUGAUCCAGGACGACGACGUCGAGUGCACGAUGGUGGAGAAGAGGGUCUUGGCCCAGAGGGACAAACCGCCCUUCCUCACGCAGCUGCACUCCUGCUUCCAGACGGUGGAUCGGCUGUACUUUGUAAUGGAGUACAUCAACGGGGGAGAUCUUAUGUAUCACAUCCAACGUAUGGGGAAAUUCAAGGAGCCUCAGGCAGUGUUUUACGCUGCAGAGAUUGCUGUUGGUUUGUUUUUCUUACACCGAAAGGGAAUCAUCUACAGGGAUCUGAAGCUCGACAACGUGAUGCUGGACUCCGAGGGCCACAUCAAAAUCGCCGACUUUGGCAUGUGUAAGGAGAACAUGUACGAGGGCAUGUCCACGCGCACCUUCUGUGGGACCCCGGACUACAUCGCCCCAGAGAUUAUAGCAUACCAGCCUUAUGCAAAAUCAGUGGACUGGUGGGCUUAUGGAGUUCUUCUGUAUGAGAUGCUGGCCGGACAGCCCCCGUUUGAUGGAGAAGAUGAAGAUGAGCUCUUUCAGUCCAUCAUGGAGCACAACGUGUCCUACCCCAAGUCCAUGUCUAAAGAAGCUGUGUCCAUCUGCAAAGGACUGAUGACCAAGCACCCGUCAAAGCGCCUCGGCUGCGGCUCGGAGGGGGAGAGGGACAUCCGGGAGCAGGCCUUCUUCAGACGCAUCGACUGGGAGCGCCUGGCCAACAGAGAGAUCCAGCCGCCGUUCAAACCCAAAGUGGGCGGUAAAGGAGCAGAAAACUUUGACAAGUUCUUCACCCGUACGCAGCCCGUGCUGACGCCCCCCGACCAGCUAGUCAUCGCCAACAUCGACCAGAGCGAGUUCGCCGGCUUCUCCUACAUCAACGCUCAGUUCAUCCAUCCAUCCCUGCACAGUGUGGUAUGAGAGCAGCCUUCACAGACUCCUCAACAGUGGUCGCUCUACUACUCGUCAAUAUCUGUGCACCGGGGGUUUAGGGGAGCGGUGUGGAAGGAAAAGGACAAGGCACUGAUAUUUGUGCAUUAUCCCCCCCUCUUAGCAUCUCUUAUUCUUUAUUAUGUACAGUAUCUGUGUUUAUCCAAACCUGCAGCCUUUUUUUUUCUUGUGUAUGAAUGUGUCUAUCGGUUGAUUUUGUUGAUGUUCCCCAUCUCACCACGCGGCGAGCUGCAACGCACGGCGAAAACGGACAUAUUUUUCUGCGCUGUCCCGGCUUUAUCUACUUCUGAACCGCUACACGUGUAUUUUAUAUUUAUAUACUAAAGAAAAAAAGGUAGUAUACUGUUACAUGAGUGCCAAAGUAGAAGAUGAGAAAAAACCAAUUCUAUUGCAGUUCAUUAUGUUUUUUUCCCGCCUCUGGCCUUCCCAGGACACUAAAACCCUUCAGCAGGGGCAGUUUCUAUGUGUCGCUUUAUAGGAUGUGGAGCUCCAGUUUGUCAAACUCAACACAGACUAAAAGAAGCACAUUCUGCCUUUUUACCCCGGUGGAGUUCAUUGGGACAGAAAUCUGUGGAUCAAAUAGACAGUGUUUUUAAGUACAAACAUGCUAUUACCAUAUGCACAAAGCAGAUAUCUGUUGCAUGCUUAUUUUUCUGACUGUAUGAGCCGUAGACUCUAGGAUGCAGUACACGUCUGGUUUCAUUGUAAAGUUUAGUAUUACAAUAUAAACUAUGUUAAUAUAUAAUUGUUGUAUGUUUUGGAUAGUCUUAUUCUAAAGAAAACAAAAAGUUUUGUUCUUGUCUUAUGUUCUGCUUGACGCAACUCUUUAUGUCGCAGAAACCCCUCGAUUAUAUGUCAACCUUUUUUUUUUUUGUAAAUAUGUUUCAAAGAGAUGUUGCAAAAAGAGAAUUUACUUGCAGAUUUUAUACAACAAACUGAAUGUGCUUUUACUACCGCAGUUUGAACCUAUCUAUGUUCAGUUUACCCCCAACAAGAGUAUACAUAUACAUAUGGCUGAAUCUUUGGUAGCUUUGGUAUCAGCAAACCUUGUUAUAUGUACUUCCACAUUUUGUCCAUUAUUUUCUACUACUCGUUGUCAUGGCGAAUAUGCAGCACCUACUGUGCGUGAGACGGUUGGACGCCCUCUUGCCUUGGUCGUCUCAGGGCCGCCUCCUUCUUCACAAAUUCAAAAGCCAGAAACGGUACAGUUGGAGGAUUUUCUUCUUCUUUUUUUUUCCUCCCUGCGUAUAUUGUGUGCAUGCGUGAGACGAGGCCUGAUCAAAGCAUGCAAAAAGACCCCUGCAUGACACGGAGAUCACGGAGCUUAGCGAUUCUCCCACUUGUGGUGCGCAGGAUGAGACAAACCAACGGGCACGGUGCGCUUUUCUACUCAUCGUCUCAUCGCGUAGCCCGACAUGUUCGGCUAACAAAGCUGAAUCAUGAACAAGACAAAUAUCUUUAAGAUGCUUCUGUUGUUUUAUUUGUUCCCUGUUGCCAAUUUUGUAGUUUUUUUUUUAUCCUAUUCUUUUUUGGGGGGGGGAGCGGCUACUACUGAGGCACACAACGCUACAACAAGGAUGUUUCAUAAAUACUGCCAAACUUACUCUCAGCCCCGGAAUUAGUGACUUCACACGUCCAGCUGUCACAUCUGGACCAAAUGACAUUUUUUACGGUCAAGAGAAACCUGAAUGUUUACAUGUCUCACAUUGAGAAUCGGAGGAGAGGAAGAGAAAAAAACAGGACAGAAAUAUUCACGCGUCAGGGUAAAGCCCCACUACAGUCAGAGCCACAGGGAUGUUUAUAUGUGUCUGCUUUCACUGCCCCUGCUUUUGUUAACCUGAUUCUCCUUGCUCCUCUGUUCAGUGUGGUAUGAUGAUACUGUGUCUAAAUAAAGUAUGAAAA
Pungitius pungitius (ninespine stickleback) is the source of this 4355-nucleotide messenger RNA. It is a transcript of the gene prkcab, whose product is annotated as protein kinase C, alpha, b. Gene Ontology annotation, biological process: intracellular signal transduction; peptidyl-serine phosphorylation. The transcript is spliced from 18 exons. NCBI's taxonomy places the organism in Eukaryota, Metazoa, Chordata, Actinopteri, Perciformes, Gasterosteidae. Gene Ontology annotation, molecular function: ATP binding; diacylglycerol-dependent serine/threonine kinase activity; zinc ion binding. Bases 381 to 2423 code for a protein of 680 amino acids. The record is from RefSeq and is a predicted model, not a curated record.